AUGAAUACCUCAGCACCGGCUGUUUACGUCGACAAUGAAGCUCUGUGGGAUACCUUUGGGUUAGACGCCCGUAUCCUCCAGGCCGUUGACCAUUUGGGUUUCAAAAACCCCACUUUGAUCCAAUCCAGUGCCAUUCCAUUGGCUCUAGAAGACAAAAGAGAUAUCAUUGCCAAAUCCAGCACCGGUUCCGGAAAGACCGCCGCAUACUGUAUUCCGAUUUUGCAGACCAUCUUGUCCCAGGCCAGCGAGGAGAAACUGGUGAAGAGUAUCAUCUUGGUGCCUACGAAAGAGCUCUCAUCGCAAGUGACCCUGUUUCUCGAGAAGCUCCUAGUGUACUGUAAUCAGAAAGUUCGCACCAUGAACCUCUCGUCGGGCGUUUCGGACUCUGUUCUCAAAAGUAUGCUUGUCAAGAUCCCUGAUAUCAUUGUAUCGACACCAGCUAAGUUGAUCGAGACCUUGAAAGAAAACGUCACCAGUAACUCCAUUGAUCUUUCCAAAGUGCAGAGUCUUGUUAUCGAUGAGGUGGACUUGAUCUUGUCUUAUGGAUACAUGGAGGACUUGCAAGAACUCGAGAGCUUUUUGCCUGUCAAGACUAACUUGCAGACCUACUUGAUGUCUGCCACUGUGAAUGAUGAUUUGCAGGAUUUGAAGAACAGAUUCUGUGCCAGACCUGCUGUUUUGCAAUUGAAUGAGGAUGCCCUCGAACGCUCUAAAUUGGUUCAGUUUUAUGCCCGCACAACGGAGUUUGAUAAGUUCUUGUUGGCAUAUGUGAUCUUCAAAUUGCAAUUGAUCAAGGGCAAGACCUUGAUUUUCGUGAACUCGAUCAAUCGUGGUUAUAGAUUGAAGUUGUUCUUGGAGCAGUUCGGUGUGCGUUGUUGUAUCUUGAACAGUGAAUUGCCAGUCAACUCCAGAAUGCACAUUGUUGACGAGUUCAACAAGAACGUCUACCAGCUUUUGAUUGCUACCGAUGAGUCCAACGAAGCUGCUGAGGAAGACGAAGAGGACGCCCAGAAGCCAGAGGCUACUCCUGUUGAGGGACAGACCCAGGAGGCCGCAGAGAACACUGAAACGACAACUACCACCCAAGAGCAGCCCAAAAAGAAGGCCAAGAAAGCCAAGAAAGAUCGCGAGUACGGUGUGUCCCGUGGUGUUGACUUCAAGAACGUAUCGUGUGUUCUAAAUUUCGACAUGCCUUCCACAUCUCGAGCCUACGUGCACAGAAUUGGCCGUACCGCUAGAGCAGGCAAAGCUGGAAUGGCCUUGUCGUUCGUCAUCCCAGAAAAGGAGGUGGGCAAGCACAAGAUUGCCACCAUUGACAGUCCAAAGUUCGAUGAAAAGGUGCUAAAAAGAAUUGAGAAGAAACAGGCCAAGAGCGGCUUUGAGCUCAAGCCAUACCAAUUCGAUAUGGCGCAAGUGGAUGGAUUCCGUUACAGAGCCGAGGACGCAUUCAGAGCAGUGACCGGAGUUGCUGUCAAAGAUGCCAGAAUCCGUGAGUUGAAGCAAGAGUUGAUCAACAGUGACAAGUUGAAACGUUAUUUCGAGGAGAACCCCCAAGACUUGGCUUCUUUGAGGCAUGACAAGGAGCUGCACCCCUCCAGAAUCCAAUCCCAAUUGAAACGGGUUCCUCAGUACUUGCUUCCAGAGGCCGUGCGCUCGCAGACCAAGGAACUCAGUUACGUCCCAUACAGAAACAACCGUGUGCAUAAGAAAAGAAAGAGCAAGAAGAAGGUUGAUCCUUUGAAGCGCAGAAAAUAG
This is a messenger RNA of Australozyma saopauloensis, 1755 nucleotides long. Its product is annotated as ATP-dependent DNA/RNA helicase. The record is from RefSeq and is a predicted model, not a curated record. Gene Ontology annotation, molecular function: RNA helicase activity; ATP binding; nucleic acid binding. The coding region runs from base 1 to 1755 and encodes 584 amino acids. The transcript has a single exon. NCBI's taxonomy places the organism in Eukaryota, Fungi, Ascomycota, Pichiomycetes, Serinales, Metschnikowiaceae.